AUGAAAACCCGGUCCGUCAGGUUAAUUUCCGGUUUGACCGGUGGUUUUGGUUUGACAGCUAUGUUUUGGCCACCGUAUGACUGCUUCAAGAAAAAAGUAGCCACUGGUGCAAGAACCCAUGAUGGAUCAGAAGAAUGGGGAUAUGUAGAAGUGAGACCAAAAGCACACAUGUUUUGGUGGCUUUAUAGAAGUUCUUACAGAGUUGAAGAUUCCUCUAAACCAUGGCCAAUCAUUCUUUGGUUGCAGGGUGGACCUGGAGGAUCAGGUGUUGGGAUAGGGAAUUUUGAAGAAAUUGGGCCACUGGAUGCCUAUCUGAAGCCGCGAAAUUCUACAUGGUUACAAGUGGCUGAUCUUCUGUUUGUGGAUAAUCCAGUUGGCACAGGAUACAGUUUUGUGGAAGACAAGAAUGCAAACUUGUUUGUAAAAACUGAUGAUGAGGCAGCAGCUGACUUGACUAAUUUGUUGGAGGAAAUAUUUAAUAGAAAUGAGAGUCUGCAAAAGAGUCCUUUGUAUAUUGUAGCAGAAUCUUAUGGAGGCAAAUUUGCUGUCACUCUUGGAUUAUCAGCUCUAAAAGCAAUUGAAGCAGGAAAUUUGAAACUUAAACUUGGAGGAGUAGCACUGGGUGACACUUGGAUCUCCCCAGAAGAUUUUGUGCUUUCAUGGGGUCCUCUUCUAAAAGAUUUAUCAAGGCUUGACAAUAAUGGACUUAAGAAGGCAAACAGCCUAGCAGAGAAGAUUAGGCAGCAAAUCCGCGAAAAUCAGUAUGCUGCUGCAACAGAUUCUUGGGCUGACCUCGAGGGAGUGAUUAGUGAUUAUAGCAACUCUGUGGAUUUCUAUAAUUUUUUAUUGGAUUCGGGGGUGGACCCUGUAUCUCUAACAGCUGAAUUAUCAAAAAAUAUUGCAAGGAAGAGCUACUCAGGUUAUCUUAGCUCCUUGAGGUCACUUCCAGCUGGUGGUGUCGGUGAUCUUGAAAGCAUAAUGAAUGGGGUCAUUAAAAGAAAGCUUAAGAUUAUCCCUGCUAAUUUCUCAUGGGGAGAGCAGUCUGAUAACGUUUUCAGCCAUAUGGAAGGCGAUUUUAUGAGACCAAGAAUCAAUGAGGUUGACGAACUCUUAGCCAAAGGAGUCAAUUUGACUAUAUACAGUGGGCAAGUAUGA
Dovyalis caffra is the source of this 1155-nucleotide messenger RNA. Lineage: Eukaryota; Viridiplantae; Streptophyta; Magnoliopsida; Malpighiales; Salicaceae. The record is from the annotation of a GenBank genome assembly.